Saccharomycodes ludwigii is the source of this 2208-nucleotide messenger RNA. It is a transcript of the gene SEC9, whose product is annotated as Sec9p. Bases 1 to 2208 code for a protein of 735 amino acids. Gene Ontology annotation, cellular component: SNARE complex; plasma membrane. The record is from RefSeq and is a predicted model, not a curated record. The transcript has a single exon. Gene Ontology annotation, biological process: vesicle fusion; exocytosis. Gene Ontology annotation, molecular function: syntaxin binding; SNAP receptor activity. Lineage: Eukaryota; Fungi; Ascomycota; Saccharomycetes; Saccharomycodales; Saccharomycodaceae.
AUGGGAUUAAAAAAGUUUUUAAAAUUGAAACCGCCUGAUGAAGAUGUUGUAAGCAUUAAUAGAGAAAAAUUGAAUGAAUUGGGUGUAGCAAUCAAGAAUCCGAAUAAGAAAAAAAGAGAAAAAUUUGCAGCGUAUGGUGUUUUUGCUAGAGAUAAAGGGAAAGAAAAGAUAUAUGCUCCACCAGGGUAUGAACAAUAUGCUCUGAAGUUACAGCAGGAAAAAGAUGGUGCUUCAACUUCUGCAGAGGGGGAAGAUUUAAAUUCAUCUCCACUAGAUUCUAAUGAUAAGAGUAAUAAUAAUAGUAGUAGUAGUACUACUACUACUAAUAAUAUUGAAAAUACUGGUGGUAGAAGUGGCAACUCUGCCUCUGAUCCUUACAUGAAAGCACCAAAUAAGAGUGAUUUUGAUCCAUAUGCCAAUAAUAAUUAUACUAAUAAUUACAAUGAAAACAGUGGAGGUAACAGCAGUAAUCCGUAUGAAAAAAUACCCACAUCAUCUAACAACUUUAACAAUAACAAUAACAAACCCAAGUAUGACAAUCGUGGGCGUGGUGCUGCUGGUUAUAAUAAUUUUACUGAUUUUAACAGUGGUGUAAAUUCUGAACCAGUAGAUCGUUAUUAUGCAACUGGUGGUCCAUCAUCUUCUUUAGGCUCAGGACCAUAUGAUAGUUAUGAGAAUAAUAAAAUGACACCACAACCAGUCAAUGGUGGUGGCCAAAACGGUAACACUUAUCGGAAUAAUGGAAAUCCGUAUGGUGUAAGAGCAGCAAGGAGCACAAAUGACUCCAAUAAUAGUAGUGUUGGUAGAACGACAGGAGCACAACCGAGUCCUGGUGGUAACCCAUAUUCUAAUAUGUCAACUAAUGAUACUGUGAAAAAUGAGAGUAACACUGAACAUAACAACACUAGUACUAAUACGAGUAUGGGGGUUAAUCCAUACGGAACAAUGAAUACAUCCAGCGACUAUGGAGCAAAAAACACUAAUAACGGCAUUAUUGGUAGCAGCAAUGAGUAUGGUGUGGAAGACCAAAAUAAAACCACAUCUACUACUACUAUUUCUACAUCUACUCCUACCGGCACCACCACCACUACCACCACCACCACUGCGAAUCCCAUUCCUAAUGUUGGGAGUACUGGGUACAGUACUUAUGAAGAAGAUUUGAAUGCGCCACCUUUAUCUGCAAUAGCUACGGCACAGAAACAAAGUUCUGCGCAAGUUUUUGAUGAUUUAAACGCGCCACCUGGCGAUGGCGAGGAACAAGCAAUUAACUAUGAUCCAUCUACGACAGUUGCUUUAGAACAGGACGGCGAAUUUCAGAGCAAUAUUGGCAAUGGUGGGGAUGAUUUGAACGGUUCUAUCCAUGAUAGUCAACAAUACCAGUCGUAUGAUCCCAAUCAAAAUCAAAACCAGGACUAUGGUUAUGAUUACCAAGCUGGCAUUAAUGAUACAGGGUACAAGACAUUUGAGCAAUUGCAAGAGGAAGAAAGACAAAAACAGCAACAACAAGAAGACGAGGAAGUGGAUGAGAUCAAGCAACAAAUUAGAUUUACCAAACAAUCGUCAGUGGCCUCAACUAGAAAUACAUUGAAAAUGGCACAAGAAGCAGAAAUGGCUGGGAUGAAUACCCUAGGUAUGCUAGGGCAUCAAAGUGAGCAGUUAAAUAAUGUAGAAAAUAACCUAAUGUUAAUGAAUGUUCAAAAUAGAGAAGCCGAAGAUAAAGUUAAGGAGUUGAAAAAACUAAAUAGAAGCAUAUUGGCUGUGCAUGUAAGUAAUCCAUUCACUUCUAAGCGAAGGUUAAGAGAGCAAGAAGAUCGUAUUAAAACACAGAGAAUGCAAGAUAAACUGGAACAACAACAAUUAAAUAAUGGCCUUUACAACUCCAGUAGAAGAAUAGAGGGCGCGUUUGAUGAGAAUGUUCAUUCGAUCAACAAUGCCAGCGUAAGAGAACGAUACCAAAGACAAGAAGCUUUGAAUCGUUCAAAAAAAUACCAAUUUGAAAAUGAUGAAGAAGAUGAUGAAAUGGAAUUAGAAAUUGACCGUAAUUUGGAUAAAAUUGGACAAAUUAGUGGCAGAUUAAGAAAGUUGGCACUUGCCACCGGUCAGGAAGUUGAUGGCCAACAAGAACGUAUUAAAAAGAUUGAAGAGGAUACCGACAAUUUGGAUAUUAACAUCCAUUUGAAUACAACAAGAUUAACUAACAUUAGAUGA